AGGUACCGGCUCUCAAAGAGCCGGUUGGUUCGAUUUCGUUCUCUCAAAGAUUCGUUCUUUUUGAACGAAUCGUUAACGAACGACCCAUCACUAAUAUGGUCGUUGAUUCAGACCUUACUGUUCCGAUUCUACUCGAUGUAAACACGGAAUGGCUCUGGAGAUAGGAAUAGAAAAUGAUUUAAUAAAUGGGUUUUGAUGUAUGGUGAGGUCGCGUGUUGUCAAUCAUUGAAAAGAGGAAAUUGCUGAAAUCAUCAGGCACAAUCUAUGGGACAAAUCAGUAUGACAAAUCUUCCCUUACAACGAAAGUCUAAAGAAAUUAAUGUUGAAGUGUUGCAGAAAAGAGUAUCGUUCCUAUGAAUGAGGAAGAUUUUAUAACUAUGUAAAAACAAUUUUUAUAUAAUGGAAUCUGUAAUUAAGGAAGCAAGCCUUAAUGGAUCUAGAAACAGUGAAGAAACAAACUACCAACCAGUGGUGAAGAUUGAACCUGAAAUUGAAUCAUGUGGCCUUGAGGAAACAAGCUAUGGCCUUUUGCCUGUCAAGUGUGAAUAUGAAAGUGAGACUUCAGGUGCAGAAGACAAUGAACCCGUACCAUCACCUAUAUUGCCUUUGGUAGAAAUAAAGGUUGAAGAAAAUUGGAAUGAUGGUGACGACAAUUCCAAAGAUCAGUUUGGUACUUUUGACAGAACAAACCCAUUCUUCGAAAACACGUUAGCUGUAACCACCAACACUGUUCAUGAGCCUACAUCAAUAUGCAAGAGUGAUAAGCAGAAUAAAAAGAGCACAUUUGCAAGAAAAACUACUAAGAAAAUUAAUCAGUCAACACCCACAUCAAACUUGGAACUACUGUGGAAAAGCAGCUCAGAUAAUUUAGAUGAGCCGCGGCACAAAUGCGAUAAGUGUAGUGCAACCUUCCUGUACCUGUCAAGGUUGAAGAGCCACAUGUUAAACCACGACGGUGAGAGGCCUUAUUCGUGUGAUCAGUGCAAGAUGACGUUCAAGUUGAAGGGUAAUUUAGCCACUCACCAGAUAUCCCACGUCGACGACAGGCCUUUCUUGUGCUCCGACUGCGGCAGGAGCUUCAAGAUGAAGACAACGCUGCAGAAACACCGGAAAAUACACAACACCGGCGCACCAGGUGCGGCACAGCAGCAGGAUGAAGCAGAAGAGCAGCAGCAGGUGACGGAUGGAACGGACGAAGGUAUCAGUCGCAAGAAAAAAAUAAAAUGUCCUUAUUGCGACAUGAGCUUCAAUUCGUCGUUUGGACUGUCCGUGCAUCUGGUCAUACACACCGGGGAGCGGCCCCACAAGUGCAGGUUCUGCGAUGAAACGUUCACGCAGAAAGGCCACCUGCACCACCACCUGAGACUGCGUCAUCCCGGCCUGAAGCACCACACGUGUCCGUUGUGCGGUCUGGACUUCGAGCACCUCGCGGAGCUCAAGGAGCACAACAAGUUUUGCUCGGAGCAGCACGGCAUGGCGCCUAAGAGGCGUAUCGCUCGCAAGGUCGACCACAAGUGCGACGCCUGCUCGGCGGUGUUUGCGUUCCGCACGAGACUGCUCCUGCACAAAACAGAGGUGCACGGCGACGACCGGCCGUUCGGGUGUACGGAGUGCAACCAGUCGUUCAAGAAGAAGUCGCAUCUGGACAAGCACAACAUGCUCCACAGUGGCGACAGGCCGUACGUCUGCCGAGAGUGCGGCAACGCUUUCACGCAGCGGAGUCACCUCAGAACUCAUCAGAGGACGCAUUCCGGUGAGAGGCCGUACAAGUGCGAUGUUUGUGGCGCGGGUUUCUUCCAGAACUGCCAUCUGAAGGCCCACAAGUUUCUUCACACGGGGAAGCCCUUUAUUUGUGGGAUCUGUAAUAAGGGAUUUUGUCAUAAGCACCGCUUGCGUGGUCAUGAAAAGAUUCAUAAAAAAUUGAACACUCCGGAUAGUUUAAGAGAAAAAUAUGAAUGUGCUUUGUGUACUAAAGCGUUCAUUUCCAAGACUCAAUUAAUAGAUCACUUUGAAAAUAAUCAUUAAUUAAAAUUUCUUGUGUGCGCAAUGAACUGAGGUUUGGCCAGUUGAAAAAUCACUUUCAGUGGGGUCACGAGUGAUGAGUCCUAUGUAUCCAUCCCCUUCUUCACCGUGAAACUGCUUUCACAAAACAUCUCAAAACUCUUGAAUAACAGUAACAUUCCAAAUUAACAUGCACUGCAACUUAUAUGAGCUCGCAAAGCAGUAAACAGGUAAUAAUUAACUUGUAUUGCUGUGUGCAGCUGGCAAAUGUUUUUAGUUUUGGUGCACACACAUUCUAUUGUUUAUUAUGUACAGUAUUUAUUGUCCAAGAAUAUGCAGUGAAAAUACAAACAAAAUUUAAAAUAAAGGUUUCUAGCCUUUGGCAAUGCAUGGUAUUAUCCUGCAUGGAUUGUUUUAACUCCUAAAAAUAAAAUAAAAACUUGUGUAUUUACACUUUUGUUUGCACUGUUGCUCAAAGACUUUUGCAGUUUACCAUGUAUUAAUCUCAAAAUACAGCCAUUACAACAAAAAAAAAAAAGUUAAAAUUUUAUUUAUAAAAGGCCCUCGUUUUAUUGUUUUAAUUUGCAGUGGUAUUGCUGUGGUUAAUUAAAUUGUUUCACAUUAUUUAUUUGCAUAACUGCAUUGAAUGUUCUGCCUUAUAAUUUUUUUUUAUAUUCUAAAUGUUUUAUUUGUAAAUGCAGGGAACUGCAUUGUACAUGUAUGGAUUUUUCUUGUGAUUUUGUCGUAAGUUGUUUUAUCUGCACUUCUGGUAUAUAUAUAAUUCUGACCAGAACUUUCCUAGCUAUGAAAAAUGUCUCAAAUAUAUAAAAAAUCUCAUUUAUUUCUAACAAUAAGACAUGUUUAUGCAGAUCACUGCAUUUUAGGUUAAUUCGUCGAGUUUUUCCAUUGAUUUUGAUCACAUCUGCACAUCAGGGUAUCAUUUUAAUGCAGUUAUGUCAAAUUAUCAUUAAUCGUAGAUAUAGGUGUUACUGAAUAAUAAAUAUAUAUCAUAGCAACAUUUAUUUUGCAUUUGGCUAAGCCUUGCAAGAAGAGCUGUACCAAUUCACAAAAUUUUGCUGAUAUGCCGAUUCACCGAUUCCGAACUGAUACUAUCCAAAAUGUCUCCUUGGAAAAGCAUGCAAUGUAUUUUAGUUUAAGUAAACAAAAGUUAAUUAAAAAGAAAGAUAACCUAAGAAGAA
Bacillus rossius redtenbacheri is the source of this 3200-nucleotide messenger RNA. RefSeq names its product zinc finger protein 300-like. The transcript is spliced from 6 exons. Gene Ontology annotation, molecular function: chromatin insulator sequence binding. Lineage: Eukaryota; Metazoa; Arthropoda; Insecta; Phasmatodea; Bacillidae. Gene Ontology annotation, cellular component: chromosome. The coding region runs from base 400 to 2025 and encodes 541 amino acids. The record is from RefSeq and is a predicted model, not a curated record. Gene Ontology annotation, biological process: regulation of transcription by RNA polymerase II.